AUGAUACCCCGGAUAGCGCUUUCGGCGCUUUUGUACGCCUCCACCGCAUUCGCAGUGUGCACCAAGCUCGAAGACUGUCCCCAGUUUGAGGCCCUCAAGACCGACGAAUGCCAAACCUACCAUCAUUUCCUCGCCCGCGGCUCUACCUCGCCAUACCCGGGCCACGUCAUCGAGACAGUCGGCAAAGUGUGCAAUGCGCUCAACACCAAGGAAAACCCCAAGGCCUGCGGAUAUGAGGAUGUGCAGUACUGGGCCAUGAACGGCGGAGAGCGAUGGUGCAUAUCGUCGCACGAGGGGGCUAUGAAUGGCGCCGAGCAGAUGAGGAACUACACUGCGAGGUGUCCGGACAGCCACCUCAUUGUGAUGGGUUUCAGCCAGGGUGGAAGUGUCGCGCUCGACGUCCUCGGUGGUGGUGGCGGUCCACUCUGGGGAUGCACUCAGGAAGACAACCCACCCAUGAACAUCUCAAGUGCGCCCGGAUCCAAGGUCGUAGCAGCACUUGCUUUCGGUCCCACGCGACGUUCCGCAAACCAGUCCUUCACCCACGGCGGCGGCGAGAUCUCGGAUGGCGGCGCACCACGAACCGCGGAGCAGAACGCCGGUCUCCAACCCUACGCUGACGCUGGCAAGCUCCGCGAGUACUGUCAGCCUGGCGACCCUAUUUGCGCACCCCAUACCAAGGACAAGGACAUGUCCAAGCACCUGAACUACUUCGACCUGUUCGGUGACGAGGCAGCACAAUGGGUCAUUGACCUCGCAAAGAAAGCCGAGAGUGGAGACCGAACCUCAGGCGCGAAGAGUAUGCUCCACCAGACCGUCUCGCACCCCAUUGCCAACGUCUUCGUCCUGAUCUUCGUGCUAUUCGCCAUAUAUUUUGCAGUGAGGAAGUUCGCCGUAUGGAAGACCACACGCUUCCCCAUGUACACCCGCGUCAGCUCGACCGAAUCCGUAUGA
Alternaria arbusti is the source of this 954-nucleotide messenger RNA. RefSeq lists its product as uncharacterized. The record is from RefSeq and is a predicted model, not a curated record. Gene Ontology annotation, molecular function: hydrolase activity. The transcript has 3 exons. Bases 1 to 954 code for a protein of 317 amino acids. NCBI's taxonomy places the organism in Eukaryota, Fungi, Ascomycota, Dothideomycetes, Pleosporales, Pleosporaceae.